Messenger RNA from Trichophyton benhamiae CBS 112371, 1299 nucleotides. RefSeq lists its product as uncharacterized. Gene Ontology annotation, molecular function: protein tyrosine phosphatase activator activity; peptidyl-prolyl cis-trans isomerase activity. The transcript has a single exon. Bases 1 to 1299 code for a protein of 432 amino acids. The record is from RefSeq and is a predicted model, not a curated record. Gene Ontology annotation, cellular component: cytoplasm; protein phosphatase type 2A complex; nucleus. Gene Ontology annotation, biological process: mitotic spindle organization. Lineage: Eukaryota; Fungi; Ascomycota; Eurotiomycetes; Onygenales; Arthrodermataceae.
AUGGCGUCGCCUACCCAGGAACCACCGCCGCGUGCCUCUGCUUCCAUCCCCAAAAUCGACUUGUCGAAGAAGCUAGCGCGAACUGGUGGCCCUCGACGGCAGCCUGCCGCUGGCGACUCAGCGCCACCAACCCCAUCGAUGCCCCCUCGUCCUGCAACAGGAGAUAUGAAGUAUACGCGCCCUGUUCCUCGCAUUCUCUCUGCUCAAGAUCACCAGUCCUUCCUCUCGUCGCCAUCGUACAACUUGGUCACGGCCUUUGUGUUCAACCUGUCAGACAGCGUGCACCAGAAGUCCAUACCAGAUGUUCUCGAUCAGCCGAGUUCUGCCUCGCCACCAUCGCCCAUAAUAUCCAAGAUUCUCGAGAUACUAUCAUCAAUAGAUUCGCUGCUCGAUGCCCACCCAUCCCUUGACCAGGGCGGGUCUCGCUUCGGCAACCCUGCGUUCCGGUCGCUUUUUGACGAUGUCGAGUCUCAUAGCGUAUCAUGGCACAAAGAGCUCUUGGGCAUUACUGACGAGGCUGUCAUAGCCGAGAUAUCAACAUACCUAGUCAACUCUCUAGGCUCGCGCUCCCGUCUCGACUACGGCUCCGGCCACGAGCUCAACUUCAUGAUGUGGUUGCUGUGUUUGUACCAGCUCAGCAUGCUUGACACCCCCGAUUUCCCCUUUCUAGUCUGCCGUGUCUUCACUCGCUAUAUCGAGCUUAUGCGCCGCAUCCAGCUAACAUACUACCUUGAACCAGCCGGGUCCCAUGGUGUCUGGGGUCUGGACGACUACCAAUUCCUCCCAUUCCUCUUUGGCGCAUCGCAAUUGACGGGCCAUCGCUACAUAACCCCCCUAUCCAUACACAACAACGUCGUCCUCGACGAAGAGUGCGGAAAAUGGAUAUACCUUGACCAAGUGAAAUGGGUGGACAGCGUAAAGACCGUAAAGGGCCUACGGUGGCAUAGUCCCAUGCUAGAUGACAUAUCCGGUGCCAAGAACUGGUACAAGGUGGAAGCCGGCAUGAAGAAAAUGUUUACCAAGGAAGUGCUGGGAAAACUGCCCAUCAUGCAACAUUUCCUAUUCGGAAGCUUGAUUCCUGCAACAGAGCAGAUGGGCGUUCGGGAGCCGCAGGAGGGCAUACAUGACCACAGCCACGGCAAUGGCCCUUGCCAUGACCACGCUCAUAACAAGUCUUCUAAUGGCGUCGACUUUUGGGGUGACUGCUGUGGUAUCAAGGUGCCUAGUGCUGCAGCUGCAGGUGAAGAGAUGAGGAAACGACAGGGAGGUUCGGAGCUACGGCCUAUCCCAUUUGAUUGA